CAGACAUCCGACACCGUUGAUUGAACACCGUGCAGUGCACUAACGGUCUCGCCACUGAGUUGCUGUCGACGCAUUUGUCCGUCUUUAGCUGACUGACUUCAUUGCCAGACUCUCACACCUCAGAGAUGAAGGAAGCUUCACUUCCAUUCGUCCUAGCUCUUCUUCUCUCUAUCAGAUUCUCACCUACACAGACGCCCUCCCAGGGAAUCACCCAAACCAAUAUGAGACGGUAUCCACAAACACCACACCGCAGCGACACCCUCGCCAAAUCAAUCACUCUCUCAUCGGAUAUGGCCGGCCGGUCAGGAAAAGGGGGAACAAGACACUCUCAAACCUUCUCUGUCGGCUGUUCUCGCUUGCUGUGCUGUACAUCACACCCCUCUACCUACAUAAUGGCUUCACAGUCAGCUGUCUGCUAGCUGACUAACAGGGGCCCAAAUCGCCCCCCUUCCCGCCGUGUUGCGGACCUCACUCUCGCCAUCCCUCUUCGUCUCCAUCUCAUUGCUCACCGGCGGCGGCCUCUCACCGCUGCCCCCCACACGCACACGAGCCCGCGCCUUUCUCGGCUGCCCAUCGUCUAGGCCGUUGCUCAUUGUCACGUUGCUGUUAGCCAGCAUUGUUGGCGCACCGACAGCAGCAGCACCACCACCAGCAGCGUAAGGGGUGGUGAGUGGUGAGGGGAACAUCCGGCCUCCCAGCAGGUCAAGCAGGAGAGCCUGCUGCAGCUGCUGGAUCUGCGCGGCGUUGAGAGAGCCGGCAUCAGCGAAGAAGGCCGACACCUUGUCGUUGAGCUCUUUCUCCAGCUGGCGCAGGCCCUCCUGCUGCAUGGACAGCGACCCCAUCACCCUUGGGUCGAGCAGAAAGGACGGCACAGAGGGGAAGGAGGGGAACGGACUGACGGCCGAGGGCAUCAACAGAGGCGACACUGAUGCCAUUCCGGGGGCGAAGAAGGGGGAUGAUGCUGCUGCUGGUGUGGUUGUGUUGUCGCCGUCGCUGCCCUCGCCAAACCGCCUUCUGGAGAGGCUGAGGCGCUUCUGGCUGCCCUCCCUGAACGACCGGGACGAGUCGUGCGUCCGCAGCAACGUCGCCCUCCGCUCUCGAAUUGCAGGCGGGCUCGACCUGCUGCUGCCGCUGGUGCCCCGCUGCUCAUCGGUCUCUUCUCGCCGUUGCUCACUCGUAGCAUCCUCAUGGUUGUUGCCGGCAGCAGCAGCAGCAGCAGCGGGAGGGUCGCUCCGUUGCCUCUCUGCCGACCUGUUUCUCUUCGGGUGUCUUCUGAGGGACCUGCUGAGGGUCUGGGAGACCUGCUGAAUGCGGUCCUUGAGUGUUGGGGCGGCGGGUCGGGCUGAUGACGGCUCGCGCGCAAAGCGCUUCCACGAGAGGGAGGGGGCUUGCGCAGCUCUGAACGAACCAACGAGGGAAGGACAAUGGGACAGAUGGACACACAGCUCUCUUCGGCAGAUGUUGUAGAGUUCUUCUCACCUGUCGGUGACGGAUUGCGAUUGCUCAUACGCAUGGAUGGGUGGGUAUUUCCUGUGGGCCGCGGUGGCGGGGGCCGUGUCGUAGACCAUGUCGGCGAGGGCGUUGAGUUGGUGGGCAUCCAUGCCCUCUGGCAGGUUGUGCAGCAGCUCGCUGAUGUCGUCUUCGUACGAGUAGAGCUCACUGGCGCUCUCCUCAUCCAGCAACAUGCCACCCUGACGACAGAAACGCAAAAUGGAUGUGCUGCUGCACAUCCCACCCUCUCUCUCUCUCUAGCGGUGUGUGUGAGUUGGCCACCCACCCGUGGCUGCAGUUGCAUGGCCUUCUCGAACUCUCGUCUGGCCCGCCGCCUGCCGAUGACGCCGCGGACAGUGCGGAUGACGGGAGGAGCCACCACCAACGCACCCACACCACCUGGACCAGUGCACACACAUGGGUCAGCUUCGGUACAGGUGUGUCAUGUCCGGCCAGCUGCUUACCGAUGGCGAGCACUCUGACAGGGACUGGCAAAGCGAUCAGAAAACUCUGACACGACCUGCACACAAGGGGUGACAGAAACAACGUGAAAUGCAGCCGUAUAAGUGCCUUGGUACGGAGCUGCAUACGUCCUUACUUGGAGAGGUUUGUGAGUCUUGUGUAUUGGUUCUUGAAGAACAUGAAGAUGGCUGGGAUGUCGAGCAGCUCCUUGAGUAUCUCGAUGAGGAUCUCGAGCGUGAUGAGGAAGAUGACCGUCUGGCCCUCCUUGUGGGUCUGCUGCACAGACAGCUCGUCGUUCAGGAUCUCAUACAAAUCCUACACACCACCACACACACCACCACACAUCCAUCGGUGUGUGUGAGUGUGUUUCGUGUCUUGUCUGUGUCGAGCGGCUGACUUUGAUGAUGUCGAGUCGUUGGUUGAGUAUAUCGGCUCUCUCGCUGACGCCCAGGUAGGUCCUUCCCAGUCGGUAGAGGUUCUCCCACUCGUCAAACUCCCACAGAAUCUCUGGCGUGUCCAGAAUGUCAGUCUGCCAUUCAUUCAUCGCACAGCAUUGUGGAGAGAACGGCGUGUGUGCGGCUCGUGUGUUGUGUGUUGGUGGGUGGCUGCUUGCCUGUAGGUUGACGUUGGCUCUGAGGACGAACAGCCUGCCCAGCUGUCGUGCGAUGGAUCGCCUGCUCAUCCAGGUGGUGCCGUCGCGAGCCAUCGACUCCGGGAUGCGGCGGGUCCUGAAAUCAGGGAGCCAGCGAUGACAUUCACACAUUUCUUGUGUCGGUGGUGGGCGGCCAACGACGCACCCACCUUUCGAUGGUGUCUUCAAUGAUGUUCUCAAACACGGCCAACUUGAUUGACUUACAUACGCCAGACACAUAGAGGAAGAAUGCCGCUGAGGCCAGGCCAGCGCACCAAGCACGGCUGCCGUGUGUGAUGUGAAUGGUGGGCAGGGCAUACCUGUGCGAGUGCGUAUGAGUAGGCGAGCUUCUCGAAUGUGUUGGACGUCACCAGGAAGAAGGCGUCACGCCCUACACACAUACACAGAAACAGAGGUGCACCUCGCCAGACUGGUGUCCGUGCAUCUGUGUGUGUGUGUGGGUGGGUGUGCGUACGUAUUUGUGGUCUGUCCUCCGAGAAGACAAACUUCAUCUCAUCCUCCUCCAAGUCAACCUCAGGAGCUGACAGCACACAACACACCACACAAGUGUGAGUGAUACUGAUACGCACUUGUGUGUGGGUGACCAUAGGACUGGCAUCCACUCACCAGGUUGGAAUACGAACGGCCGUAUGAGCAGCCUCAGCUCCAGCCGCUGCUUGGCGUUGAGGUCCCACCCCACCAUGCACCCAAACCGAAAGAAAAACACAUCGCGGCUGCCGAAUGCCUGACGAGUCACAGACAGAAGCAGAUGGACGGUGCUGCGUUGAGUGUCAUUUGUGUGCUGACCUUAGCGAAUAUGACCUCCUCGAAGACGCUGGUGACCUUCAGUGGGUGCUCCUGGCCGGGAGCCAACUCGGGCAAGUUCCUCUCUGCACCAACACAACACAAAUAAACCGACAGCGAAUGAACGAUUUUCUCUGUCUGUCUGUAUGUGUGUGCUGGCCGCACUCACUGACCAUCGAAAGCCUCCUCAAUCUCCUCCAGAUCCAGCGACGCACCUGCACAAACAGACAAACAGACAAACAGACAAACAGACAAACAGACAAACAGACAAACAGACAAACAGACAAACAAACAAAGAAACAGACACACAGACAGACAAACAAGCAAAGCAGACAGACACAACGACACGUACCCAUCACAGAAAUGUGACUGUCAGUCAUCCCAUCUGCCAUUGCCCUCUCUGCUGACCGAGGCAGACGCCAUAGACAUCCCCGUCAGGUUUGAUCUGCUCGUCAAACAGGCUCUUCCGCAGACUCCGUCUUCUCGCCGCCGCGCCCCUCUUGGCCACAGUGCGGUCGCCCCUGUCGCGAUGGUCAACCAUCACCAACACACCUGCUGGACCACUCCGUGGGAGCCGCAGCCGCCGCUGGACACCCCGCCUGGCUCCCAUGGUUUGAGGUGUGGCCGGUGACGGAGCGAAGGCCGUAGAGGGAAAUGCGGCGCGCGUGAGAAUGGGCGAGAGAAGCAGCAGGCAGAGGCGCUUCAUCGUCGUUGUUUCAUCGCAGUUUGAUUGCC
Messenger RNA from Vitrella brassicaformis, 4123 nucleotides. NCBI's taxonomy places the organism in Eukaryota, Vitrellaceae. The record is from the annotation of a GenBank genome assembly.